Messenger RNA from Bipolaris sorokiniana ND90Pr, 1426 nucleotides. RefSeq lists its product as uncharacterized. Lineage: Eukaryota; Fungi; Ascomycota; Dothideomycetes; Pleosporales; Pleosporaceae. The coding region runs from base 409 to 1149 and encodes 246 amino acids. The record is from RefSeq and is a predicted model, not a curated record. The transcript is spliced from 3 exons.
CGAGGACCGUACCGGUAGGUGCUGCAAUGUGAAACUUGGGGACACUAGCAUUUCCUAGUCUGUCCAUUAUAAAAAUGCGGAGCUCCUCCCGUAAUCGGGACCCUUUGUUCCAGACGGUCCGUUUCCCCACUAUACUAGUCUAGGAACUAACCGCAGCGAACACACUACAAGCAGUCAUUCACACAACGUGCUGCCCCCUUUACCGAGCGAACGAGGCUCUGAAGUCAAGCGUAAACCCACGCAGCACAGGCCGGACCUGCUCUCUUGGUUCCAUCGUCUUGGCACUUGACCGCCGUUUUGAUCAUAUCUUUUGCCCUGUUGUUGUAUACUUACAUCACAAGUUCACAUCUCUCUUACAUAACCUUUCUACCAUUACUUCGAAAACUGCACAUCGAAAGAGCUCAAAAAAUGUCGAGAAUCGCAGUUGUCUGGUCAGGUUUAACCGACGAUGACGAGGAAGCGCAAAGCUGGUACGAAAACAGGCAUGUGCCUGCUACCAUUGCGAAGAUUGAAUCUUCAGCGCGCACCGCAGAGCAAACCCCCGAGAAUCCAUUCCAAGAAGUGAAUGAGGUCAACGGCAAGCAUAUGACCAUUUACGACUUGCCUGAGGAAGAGUCGAUAGAAGAUUUCGAGGCGAAGAUUGGCCCGACGUUGGGCGACGUUCCAGUCGGCGCACGCUUGAACACUCGGUCGUACAAAGAGUAUUUCAAGGUUCACGGCGAUGAAUGGAGAGACGACCCUCGCGAUGUUCGAAUGUGGGCCAUUGUCCUCUGGCAGCCAAAACCAGAAGUUUACGAUGAAUUCAUAGAAUGGUUCAUAGGCGAUUUCAUCCCCGGAAUGCUCGACAGUCCCGAAUUACUGCGCGCGCGCGUGUUUACGCUCGAGCUUGCAAACAAUAUCCGAGCCCAAAAGUACGAACCAGUGGACAAAGACUCGCUCCUGAAAUUUUUGACCAUCUGGGAGUUUGAGAGUGAAGAAUUCCCAUGGGAAAUAUUGGUUUAUCUGGGAAGUUCAGAGAAAUGGCGAUAUUACAUGGAAGGCGGGCUGGUGGAUUGGGAGAUUGCGCAAUACAUGGUAAAGAACAACUAUCCUGGAACGGGGGAAGAAGAAGAUUCCGCGAUAGCGAGCCCAGGAGUGCCCUGCCCGUAGUCGCUAGAGAAUCGUAAAAUAAGCAUUCUUGCGGAGGCUGAUAUUGCAUAGGAAUAUAGGGACGGGGACGAGGACGACGAGGACAGAUACAGCGAGGACCAAAGCGGGGACGAGAACAGAGACAGCGAAGAUCAAAAUAGCGAGGACCAGAACAGAGACGAAGACAAGGACCAUCGCAACGGCGUACACCAGGUCAGUGAUGAGGAUAAGGACCAGCGAAAUGGCAUACACCGUUUUAGCGAGGAUGAUGACAUAGAAAGCGAACGAGGUUAUACCG